AUGUUCAAGGGUCAGCAGCUGCUGCUGUUGCUGUUCUUCAGGGGAUCCCUAAUCAAUGCUGGUGCCUGGACUGGAGAUGCCACCAAUUCUAACAGUGAGGACAGCCUGCAAUCCUCCUCAGAAAAGGGCUGGUGCUCCACGUGGGGAGCUGAUCACUUUUCCACCUUUGACCACCAUGAGUAUGAGUUCAGAGGGAUGUGCAACUACAUCUUUACGGCCACGUGUGGGGAUGCCUUGCCCACCUUCAGCAUCCAGUUGCGGAGAGAUAGGGAUGGGAACAUCUCCCGGAUCAUCAUGGAACUGGGGGCCUCUGUGGUCACCGUGAACAAAGCAAUCAUCUCUGUCAGGGACAUUGGGGUUGUUAGCCUGCCCUAUACAAGCAAUGGCCUCCAGAUUACACCAUAUGGCCAGAGCGUGCAAUUGGUGGCCAAGCAGCUGGAGCUGGAGUUAGUUGUCAUGUGGGGACCAGAUGCCCAUCUUAUGGUCCUGGUAGAGAAGAAGUACAUGGGCAAGCUGUGUGGACUGUGUGGGAACUUUGACGGGAAGACAGAUAAUGAGUUUCUAAGCGAGGACGGCAAACUUCUGGAACCUUACAAGUAUGCUGUACUCCAGAAGCUAGAUGAUCCCAAUGAGAUCUGUGCCCAUGAGGCCAUUCCCAGGCCUACCACCCUGAAGACCAGAUAUGCCCAGAUCUGCAACCAGCUACUGACCCUGGUGUCCCCUGGGUGUGAUGUGCCUAAGGAGUCACUGGUGCUGAGCUGCCAGGCAGACAUGGAUAAGUGUGCCCAGCGAGGUCAGCAGAAUUGCAGCUGUGCCACGCUGUCUGAGUACUCCCGUCGCUGCAGCAUGGCCAGCCAGUCUGUCCGCAACUGGAGGACCCCUGGACUCUGCCCCGUGGGCCAGUGCCCAGCCAACCAGGUGUACCAGGAGUGCGGUGAGGUCUGCGUCAAGACUUGCUCCAACCCACAGCACAGCUGCUCCAGCUUCUGCAACUUCGGCUGCUUCUGCCCCCAUGGUACACUGCUUGACGACAUAUCCAGAAACCACACCUGUGUGCCAGUCAGCCAGUGCCCAUGUAUGCUCAAUGGUGUGAUUUACGGCCCUGGGGAGAUCACGAGAACAGCCUGCCAAACCUGCCAGUGUACCAUGGGCCGCUGGACGUGCACAGAGCAGCCAUGUCCUGGGCACUGCUCCCUAGAAGGUGGUUCCUUUGUCACCACAUUCGACGCCAGACCCUACCGCUUCCAUGGCACCUGCACCUACACGCUUCUCCAGAGCCCACUGCUACCCAACAAUGGCACCCUCCUGGCUGUGUAUGACAAGUCAGGUUACUCCCAUUCAGAGACCUCCCUAGAGUCUGUCAUCUACCUGUCCAAGAAGGACAAAAUUGUGAUCUCAAAGGAUGAAGUGAUCACCAACAAUGGAGACACCAAGGUGCUGCCAUACAAGACACACAACAUCACCAUCUUCAGGCAGACAUCUACCCACCUCCAGAUGGCUACCACCUUUGGCCUGGAAGUCGUGGUCCAGCUACAGCCUGUCUUCCAGGCCUACAUCACAGUCGGGCCCCAGUUCAAAGGCCAGACUAGAGGGCUCUGCGGCAAUUUCAACGGAGACACGACAGAUGAUUUCACGACCAGCAUGGGCCUUGAUGAAGGCACGGCCUCACUCUUUGUGGACUCAUGGCGCGCAGGGAACUGUCCAGCUGCCCUGGAGCGGGAGACUGACCCCUGCUCCAUGAGCCAGCUCAACAAGGUGUGUGCAGAGACCCAUUGCUCCAUGCUGCUGAGGAAGGGCAGUGUCUUUGAGAAAUGCCACACGGUGGUGAACCCCCAGCCCUUCUACAAGAGGUGUGUGUACCAGGCCUGCAACUACGAGGAGACCUUCCCUCACAUCUGUUCUGCACUGGGGGCCUAUGCCCAUGCCUGCUCCUCCCGAGGCGUCCUGCUCUUGGGCUGGAGGAGCAGCGUGGACAAUUGCACUGUGCCUUGCACUGGCAACCGCACGUUCAGCUACAAUAGCAAGGCCUGUGACCGCACCUGCCUGUCUCUGUCGGACCGUGAGACAGAGUGCCAUGCGAGUGCUGUGCCAGUGGAUGGCUGCAACUGUCCCGAGGGCACCUACUUGAACCACAAGGCAGAAUGCGUGCACAAGGCCCAGUGUCCCUGCCUGCUGGACAGCUCCAAGUUCGUCCAGGCUGAUCAGUCAACCAUGAUCAAUGGGGUCAUAUGUUACUGCAUCAAUGGCCACCUGAGCUGCCCACGGCAGGCAGAGAUGUUCUUGGCAACCUGCGCAGAGCCCAAGACCUUCCAGUCCUGCAGCCAGUCAUCAGAGGACAAGUUCGGGGCUGCAUGUGCCCCCACAUGCCAGAUGCUGGCCACAGGCAUUGACUGUGUACCCACCAAAUGCGAAUCUGGCUGUAUUUGUCCUAAGGGGCUCUAUGAAAACAGCUAUGGGCAGUGUGUGCCUGCAGAGGAAUGCCCAUGUGACUUUGCAGGGGUGUCCUAUCCUGGUGGUUCUGAGCUCCAUACUGACUGUAAGACCUGCACUUGCUCACAGGGAAGGUGGACCUGCCUGCUCAGCGCGCAAUGCCCAUCCACCUGUGUCCUCUAUGGCGAAGGCCACAUCAUAACUUUUGAUGGACAGCGCUUUGUGUUUGAUGGCAACUGCGAGUACACUCUGGCCACGGAUGACUGUGGUACCAACAGUUCACAGCCUACCUUCAAGGUCGUGACAGAGAACGUCAUCUGUGGGAAGUCAGGGGUCACCUGCUCCCGAGCCAUCAAGAUCUCCCUGGGUGGGCUAUCCAUCACAAUGGCAGACAGAAACUACACAGUCAGCGGGGAAGAACCCUUGGUGCACCUUCAGGUGAAGCCCAGCCCCCUGAAUCUGGUCCUGGACAUAGACAUCCCUGGAAGGCUCAACCUGACGCUCGUGUGGAACAAGCACAUGAGCGUCUCUAUCAAGAUCCGCCGCGCCACCCGGGAUGUCCUCUGUGGCUUGUGUGGCAACUCCAAUGGGAACAUGAAGGAUGACUUUGAGACACGCAGCAAGUACGUGGCAUCCAAUGAACUGGAAUUUGUGAACUCAUGGAAGGAGAAUCCACUAUGUGGGGAUGCGAGUUACGUGGUUGAUCCCUGCAGCCUAAACACCUUCCGGCGCUCCUGGGCUGAGCGCAAAUGCAACAUUAUCAACAGCCAGACCUUUGCCGCCUGCCACAGCAAGGUAUAUCACCUGCCCUACUAUGAGGCCUGUGUGCGUGAUACCUGUGGGUGUGACAUGGGCGGAGACUGUGAAUGUCUGUGCGAUGCGGUAGCUGCCUAUGCCAAGGCCUGUCUGGACAAGGGCGUCUGUGUGGACUGGAGGGCCCCAGACUUCUGCCCUGUCUACUGUGACUUCUACAACAUUCACACACUGGUGGGUGAGAAUGAAUACCAGUAUGCUCAGGAGGCCAACUGCACGUGGCACUAUCAGCCCUGUCUCUGCCCUGGCAGCUUGGGGACCUUCCCGGACACAAACAUUGAAGGCUGCUACAACUGCUCCCAGAACGAGUACUUCGACCACACAGAAGGGACCUGUGUACCCUGUGCACCACCCGCUACCACACUACCGCCAGCCACCACAGGUUCACAGCCUACCACAGCAACCCCCACCAGCACCGAGUUCCGCAGUUCCAGCUCUGCAGCUACACCUAUGGGCCCCUCCAACUUCCCAGGGCUUCCAACCCCACCACCUUCAGCCCCAUCCUCCACUGAGGAAGUAACAGGAUGGACCACCCCCAAGAAAUCUACAGUCUCCUCAGGAGAAUACUCUCCGACUACUGUGGGUACCACACCACAGACAUCAGAUUUGUCUCCUACAUCCAUACCGAAGUCAACACCUACAAGGCUCCCAGUGACACAGGCUACAACUAAGCCCACAGCAUCUUCCUCUAGUUCGUCCACAAAGACCACAGCUCAGUUCACAGAGAGUACCACAGUGACACCACUAAUCUCAGCGAAACCUGGGAUGUCCACCAGCCAAGACGACAUUAUCAGCUCCUACAUCCAGCCCACACAGCACCCCUCUACAAACCACAGUGGAGACCACAGGGACCCCACAUACACCGACAGCUGUCAUUUACACAACCACAGCUACCACACAGCCUCAAAGCACAUUCUCCACGGGCAGAACCUCUACUUCCCACCUUUCACCCACUUCCUCCAUGACCGCCCAUCCGUCCACAUCAGUUCCCGCUACAACCGUAUCAACUGGGACCACCACGGCUGUAACUGCUACCACACAGCCUCAAAGCACAUUCUCCACGGGCAGAACCUCUACUUCCCACCUUUCACCCACUUCCUCCAUGACCGCCCAUCCGUCCACAUCAGUUCCCGCUACAACCGUAUCAACUGGGACCACCACGGCUGUAACUGCUACCACACAGCCUCAAAGCACAUUCUCCACGGGCAGAACCUCUACUUCCCACCUUUCACCCACUUCCUCCAUGACCGCCCAUCCGUCCACAUCAGUUCCCGCUACAACCGUAUCAACUGGGACCACCACGGCUGUAACUGCUACCACACAGCCUCAAAGCACAUUCUCCACGGGCAGAACCUCUACUUCCCACCUUUCACCCACUUCCUCCAUGACCGCCCAUCCGUCCACAUCAGUUCCCGCUACAACCGUAUCAACUGGGACCACCACGGCUGUAACUGCUACCACACAGCCUCAAAGCACAUUCUCCACGGGCAGAACCUCUACUUCCCACCUUUCACCCACUUCCUCCAUGACUGCCCAUCCGUCCACAUCAGUUCCCGCUACAACCGUAUCAACUGGGACCACCACGGCUGUAACUGCUACCACACAGCCUCAAAGCACAUUCUCCACGGGCAGAACCUCUACUUCCCACCUUUCACCCACUUCCUCCAUGACCGCCCAUCCGUCCACAUCAGUUCCCGCUACAACCGUAUCAACUGGGACCACCACGGCUGUAACUGGCCAACCGCCAGCGUUAGCCUCCCAUCCACUGCCAAGACUACAUCUCACGCCCCCACCUUUUCUUCAUUCUCCUCAAAGUCCACCACCUCCCAGUUCACCUCCCUCACUACCCAAGCCUCUACAUCCGGGCUGCUGUCUUCAACCAUGGGCAUGACAGUCUUCCCAAGUUCCCCAUACACCAACCACACGGCUAGACCUCCUGGUACCAGCCCACUGCCUACAACUGCGUUCCUGAGCAGCCCUGCUACUACCAGUGGAAGCUUCUCGCCUUCUACCCUAGAGUCACCCUCCAAACCAGACUCUUCGAUCUCUCCAUCCCCCCAACCUGAAAAUGGCCUCAAGAAAGACCUGCAGCUUGCAGGAAGAGGAGCGAGAGAUUACCUACCAAGGCUGCACAGCAAAUGUGACUCUAACUCGUUGCCAGGGUUUGUGUGCCUCCUCUGUCAGUUUCAAUACCGACACCCUGCAGUUGGAGACCUACUGUGGCUGCUGCCAGCCUCUGAAUACCUAUGA
This is a messenger RNA of Chionomys nivalis (European snow vole), 5493 nucleotides long. It is a transcript of the gene Muc6, whose product is annotated as mucin 6, oligomeric mucus/gel-forming. The record is from RefSeq and is a predicted model, not a curated record. Gene Ontology annotation, molecular function: protein binding. The transcript has 40 exons. Bases 1 to 5493 code for a protein of 1830 amino acids. NCBI's taxonomy places the organism in Eukaryota, Metazoa, Chordata, Mammalia, Rodentia, Cricetidae. Gene Ontology annotation, cellular component: extracellular matrix.